Gopherus flavomarginatus (Mexican gopher tortoise) is the source of this 6440-nucleotide messenger RNA. It is a transcript of the gene SLC35F5, whose product is annotated as solute carrier family 35 member F5. Lineage: Eukaryota; Metazoa; Chordata; Testudines; Testudinidae. Bases 1668 to 3110 code for a protein of 480 amino acids. Gene Ontology annotation, biological process: regulation of peptide transport. The transcript is spliced from 15 exons. The record is from RefSeq and is a predicted model, not a curated record.
ACACAGAAAACAAGAAACUGGCCAUAUAGGGGAAGUGGAGAUGCUAAAUACACACAUUGCAGUCAAAUGCUCAAGAAAACUGAAAAGAUAAAUAUUUUUUCUCUAAUUUCUUAGAGUUGUGGUGAUCUUGGCUGUUACUUUUUAAUAAGUAUUGAAAAAACCCUUCAGACAUAAGUAGUUUUGUAAUUGGUAUCACUUAAAAUGACUGACCAUGAGUAGAAAGCAGUAUAAUGUGUAUUAAAAUUUAUCCAUAAAAUAUAAACCAAUUGAGAUAACUUGUGAUCUCUGAAAUAUUAGAAGAGUAACCUUAGGGGGAAAUCUUGCCCUCCACUAUUCUCUCCAGCAGAUUUCAGAUGUAGAAGUGGGUUAAGUCUGAUAUGGAAGAGUAGGGCAAGAGGUCAAGAGACUAUCGGAUGAUCUGUACCAGCUGUGUGCUUUGGAGCAGUAGGGGGAUCUGGGAUGUGACUAGGCAGUGCGAUGGCUGAGGGUCAGUGGCGCCACCAUUUAGUGGAUUACUGGUUGUUCCUAACCUCAGCAAAGCAGGCGUGCAGGAGCCUUUAGGUUACAGUAGCCUUCAGACUGCAAUAGAAGCUUGAGAGCCGCUCUUUCUUUUACUAGUCUUUCUUUUGCCCUGCUUCAUUCUCAGCUAGCCCUCACCUGGAGAUAUCAACAGGGUCACAACUCCAUCACUCCUCAGUCUUCAGACCUCUUUGGCUCAGAGAGCAGGAGACAUCUCCCUUGGCUAGUGUCAACCUUCAGCCCUCUCUGGUCAUGGCUCUCAGGCCUGCGCAAGUUUUGUAGGUGACCACCCAACUGCCUUCCUGCUAUCAACAGCCUUAUCUGGGUCCACUGCAUAGCUUGGGAACUCUCUCUAAUCCCUCUUCCUGGGAUAUUGCCUCCCUCAUUCAGCUUAGCUUUGCUCUUCUCCAGAAUGCUCUCUCUAGAAUUUGGAUUCUAAACUCCUCUUCCCUUUCGCUGUCACUUUUUUAAAGCUUUCAGGAGCAACCCUGCCCUCCACAUCACACCAAAUUAGGGCACACAACUGGACUUAAACUGGAGAUGGGCCAGCUACCUUCUUACACUAUUUCUUUCAGCAAAGAAAGUUUAUUCCAGAGUCAGGAUUUGCUAUGUAAAAGUUAAUGAGUUAGUAGUUCAGUUCAUUAAGGAAUCCUUAUUAGUAUAGCUUUUUAUUUUAAUAAAUAGAAAGGAAUUUUAAGUUUUCCAUGACUAAAUCUCUUAAAUAAAUUUAUUCUAAGAAUGUGUAUGUAGAAGUGCAGUUAGAAGCAUAAAGCUUGCUAAAUCAAUAUCUCUUGCCAAAGUCCACUGACGAGUACUUAACUUCUUUCUGGCAAUAAUAGUCUCAGGUAUGAGACUUCUAACUUCCUGUUCAGAGUCUAAAGAAAACAUUUUGUCACCCUAAACUGAUAUUUUUUAAUCGUAAAACUUAAGGUCUUGCCGAAUUUCAGGUCUACUGAUGAGUAGUCUUAGUGCCACAUAAAAACGUAAAUUUAGUUGCAUAAUAAACUUGAGUCCCCCUCUUUCACCUUGGUGAAUGUACAAGUGUGUGUUUAUUGCUGGCAUGGUCAAGAUAAGUCUUUGUUUGGAGUAAGACUAAUGCAGCUUGUGAUUUCAAAGGCAUCUGUAGCAAGAUAUAGAAAAGGUUACAAAUGGUGUGGGUUUUUAUCAUGAACCGAAUGAGCUCCCAGUGCAGUUCCUCCACUCAGCGUAAGCGAAUGGCUCUUGGAAUUGUCAUUCUUCUACUUGUUGAUGUGAUAUGGGUUGCCUCCUCAGAACUCACUUCGUAUGUUUUUUCAAAGUACGAGAAGCCUUUUUUCAGUACCUUUGCAAAAACGUCCAUGUUUGUUCUAUACCUCUUGGGAUUUAUUGUUUGGAAACCAUGGAGGCAACAGUGUACACGUGGGUUUCGUGGAAGGCAUGCAGCUUUUUUUGCAGAUGCUGAAGGUUAUUUUGCUGCUUGUACAACAGAUAACACUGUAAACAGUUCUUUGAGUGAACCUUUGUAUGUUCCUGUAAAGUUUCAUGACUUACCAAGUGAAAAGAGUGGCAGUGCUAAUAGUGAUACUGAAAAAACUCCCAAAAAGCCUCGAGUAAGGUUCAGUAAUGUUAUGGAGAUUCGACAACUUCCAUCAAGCCAUGCAUUGGAAGCAAAGUUGUCUCGUAUGUCAUAUCCAACUGUUAAGGAGCAGGAAUCAAUAUUAAAAACUGUAGGGAAACUCACUGCAACUCAAGUAGCAAAAAUCAGCUUUUUCUUUUGCUUUGUGUGGUUUUUGGCAAACUUCUCUUAUCAAGAAGCACUCUUACAUGCACAAGUUGCCAUAGUUAAUAUCCUAUCUUCAACCUCUGGACUUUUUACCUUAAUCUUAGCUGCAGUGUUUCCAAGUAACAGUGGAGACCGGUUUACCCUUUCCAAACUGUUAGCUGUCGUUUUAAGCAUUGGCGGUGUAGUACUUGUUAAUCUAUCUGGAUCUGAGAAAUCUCCAGGAAGAGGUACAAUAGGUUCCCUGUGGUCUCUUGUAGGAGCAAUGCUGUAUGCUGUCUAUAUAGUUAUGAUAAAAAGAAAAGUAGACAGAGAAGAUAAGCUUGAUAUACCAAUGUUCUUUGGUUUUGUAGGGCUCUUUAAUCUGCUGCUGCUAUGGCCGGGUUUCUUCCUACUUCAUUAUACUGGAUUCGAGGCCUUUGAGUUUCCCAAUAAAUUGGUAUUGAUGUGCAUUGUCAUUAAUGGCCUUAUUGGAACAGUUCUGUCAGAAUUCCUCUGGCUGUGGGGCUGCUUUCUUACCUCAUCACUGAUAGGCACACUUGCGCUAAGCCUUACAAUACCUCUGUCCAUAAUAGCUGACAUGUGCAUGCAGAAGGUGCAGUUUUCCUGGUUAUUUUUUGCAGGGGCAAUCCCUGUAUUUUUCUCAUUUUUCAUUGCAACUUUCUUAUGCCAUUAUAACAACUGGGAUCCAGUGAUGGUAGGAAUCAGAAGAAUUUUUGCCUUUAUCUGCAGAAAGCAUCGAAUUCAGAGAAUGCCAGAGGAAAGUGAGCAGUGUGAAAGCCUCAUCCCUAUGCAUAGUGUUUCUCAAGAAGGAGAAAACUGCUGUUCAUAGGCAAUAGUUUUGAGAUGGUUUCAUACUCAGUGAAGAGACAAUCUCCUGGAAAGUCCAGAAGGAAGCGUAUUUCAGUGCCUAUUCUACAUUUGGGGGGAAAAAAGUUUCAGUUCUUUUGAAACUAAACUUCUGUUUUCCCAUAUUUGCCUGUCUUCAUCUAGUUCUAUCAACGAACAACUUCACUAUGUGCAUAUCACUACAACUAUAGGAAAUCCCAGUCCAUCUAAACAACCAACCUGCCAUCUAAACAACCAACCUGCCUUAUAGAACUCAACUUGAAAUUACUUGAUAUAAUCAAGAAAGCAAAUGCUGGUCUGGUGAUUUAUUUUUUGUUUUCACAUUUUUGUUAAAUGCUGGACAACAAGUUGUUCAAAAAUUACUUUAAAAAUGAAUACGUUAAUUCUGCAGGUCGUCAUUUCUUACAGGCUUUCAGAUGAAAAAAGCUAAAUAUGUAGGUUACUUGUAAUAGGUACGGAUUAACAUUUUUCUAUAAAGUCUAUUUGAAUAUUAACACAUGAAAUUAGAAAAAAUAUCUUAAUUUAUUAAAUAAGUACAUUUUUGCAACUAUUGGAGGAGGAUGUAUGCAGGUUUCCGGAACACUACAUAUAUUGCUUUAUCCCAUUUUUAAAAAACCUUGUAAUAGGAAAGGGUGCUUUGUGUUUAAAAAUCUCAAACUUUUAGAGAAGUGUUAGUAUAAAAAGGUUAUGUAUUUUUAAAGGUGGUAAUUAUCAUAAAUUUGGCUGGACUAGCACUUGAUGUAAAAGUUCAUAAUUCAGAAUCAGUCUCUUUUUGAAAACUUAAUAGUCAAAAUUAUUUAAUAUGUAAAAUUGUAAAUAAUUCCAAGAUGCCAUGUGCACAGCUGCUUAUUUGAGGAAAAAACCAUCAAGUAGACUUCUAAAUUUUGUAGUUACUAUCUUAUCUCAACUCAAAUCUUCCAAGCAAUUUUAAAGCUAGAGAUAAUCAUGUUGGCUUCGUUUUCCUAAGGAAAUUAUUGUGUAAUGGCUAACUUUUUCACUGUGACCUGAGCAUUCUUCCCUACUGCAAUGCUGCUGUUCUGUUUGGUGCUGAAAGGUAACAAAUUAAUAAAUAUAUUCACAAGAAUCCUGCAGACAGUUAUUGCCCUCUUCAAAAAGUAAAAUUUGGUAACUUUGGCCAAGGGUUAUUUACUAAUUUAUUUUGUCUUUUUAGUGAAUUGUAAUGCUUAUAAAGAGUACAGAUGGACUUUCAGUCAAGAUAACAACAAAACCUACACUGACAGUGCAAGCUUUCUCAUGCUGCUCUGCCAUUUUGUCUCAAUCCUGUUCUGGAGGAGCUGAUGUUUUUCUAGGGAUAAAUGUCCAUUCAGUCUUUGAUCUCUAUAUUACUCCCACCAAUAAGGAUACUAAUUGUGGAAAUAGUGGUGGUGAUUUGGCAAUGUAAAGAGGGGGAAAAAAAAGUCUAACUGAAGUAUAUUAAGAUCACAGACUUGGAUAAAUGUUUAGAAGGAUAAAACUUUAAUCUAUUCAACCCCAAAAUCAAUAGCUGUAGGGAGAAGACCAUUGUUAAUUGAAAUGUAUAGGGUAAGUUAAAACAGGCUAUUGCACUUGCAGGCAGAUAUUUAUUUCUUUGUUCAUUUUUAUCAGAUACAAAUAUUUUUCUGAAUUUUAUAACAACGGUUGGUCACUAAACUAUGGACAAAAUGUAUUUGAAGCCAACCUUUUUCAAAGUAGGAACAUGAAGAUAAGACCUGAGGUUGGGAUUUUCAAAAGAUUUACAAGCGCAGUCCCAUUUGAAAUCACUUAAAUACUUUCAAAAAUUCCAUUUUUUGGUCCCGAGUCCAUAUUUCGUCACCUGUCCUUUAUACUCCUGCUUUUGAACACUUAAGCCAGAGUUCCUGGUCUCUUGCAGAAAUGGAGGUCAAUAAAAAUUGGAAAGAAAUACUGAUGAUGUACGUCAAACUGAAUAAAAAAUAACCUUCAGUUCUGCUGAACUGGAUUAGUUUUAAUAGUGUAACUAAAAGUGAAUGUCUCUGUCUCAAUUACUCAAGUACCCAUGAGAAGACAGGAACUUUAAAUGCAGCAGUUGAACUAUUCUUAUAUUUGAUCUUGGGUAGAAUUUUGGCUGUUUGGCAAGAGGAGAAUUCUCCUGAAAAAAUUAAAAAUGCUUUUUAGGAAGCAAGAUAACUCCAGAGAAUUUAAGUGGAAUCUUUACUAAGAAAAGCCAUUAAUUAAGGCAUAGCGGCAAUAGAAUGCAAAUAGUUGUUCCCUUAAAAAAUGAUUACAUCUUCAGUUAAUAUUUGGCUUCUGUCGAGUUUGCCUAGUUAAUGCUCAACACUAAAUCAUGUCCUCUAUAGCAGCAAGAAGGAUCGGGAUUGUGGCAUCUGUAGAUAGAAGCCUAGCAAGGCUAAUUUUGCUUUUCAACAGGUGUGUUGCUCUGUUUUCAGAAGAAAACUAAGGUUCACUUUUGAAAUCAAUUGCCCAUGACCCAUAGUUGUACUGGGCUGUGACGUAUAACUGUGAACCAGAAUCCUUAUUUAACAUAACAAAACAUGACAAAGAUGUGGAAUCUAUCAUCAAAUCCUUGGUUAGUUUAUAGAGUUUUACGUAGCAGUUUUAAAUUGUGUAGAGAAAGACAUUGUGCUGGAAAAAAUGAACAUUAAUACAUAAGAGAAAAUCUUCUCUUUCUGCCUCCUAAGGACAUUCAAAUAACAUUAUAUGUUUUAAAAAUUCAGAUGCUGGGACUGCCUCACUAAUUUUUCCAAGAAAAGGGAAAAAAAUUUUUUUUGAAAAAUCAGAUUGUCAUGAUAUAAAGUGUUAGAUACCAUAAAUGACUUCAGCAGUCUUUUUAUUAAAGUGUAGCAUUCUGGGGAGUGGAAUGUAAAAUACAAACCAAAUUAUCUCCCUGAAAGGCCGCAGAUUUUUAAACAAUUGUGCCCCAGUAUUACAAGAGAUAUGUUGUACAGUAUUACUAAAGUUAUAUAUUGUUACAUUGUGCCUGCAUUUAAUAAGAGAUAAUGAGAUUUUCAAUACCGACUUGUGAUUUUUAGUAGAAAAACAUCUUUUAUAAGUAACUGUCUUUUUUGUUAGAAAAGUGAUUCAUGCAGCUUUCUAUAAUGGUUGCUUGUUAAAGGCACAAGAGAUUUAGCUUUUGAAUCUCAGGUACUCGUGCAAUAGUGGCGACAUGUUGAAUAUAAUACUCUUCUUGUGGUAUUUUUUUGCGGGGGCGGGUGGGGGGCCAUUUACAUGACAUGGCAUGCAACUGGAAUCAGUUUCUUGUUACAGUAAUGUGAAGAAGCUAUCUCUCCUGGUAGAAUUCUCUUUACCGACAUGGACUACCAUAACUUGUUUUCUU